GCCCCGCCUCAUCAGACUUCUCAUUGGUCGCUGGUGGAACAUCUCCACUUGCAAUAGGCUGUGGAGAUUGGAAGGGGCGGGGAUGGUGCCCCCUCCCGCCGCCGCCCUCCCCCAGGCGGGCUCGGUUGCGUGGCGGGACUCGGGUCCGAGCUGAGGAGGUGACGGGAGGCGGCGGAAAAUGGCGCUGACUCAGGGGACCAAGCGGAAAGUCUGCUACUACUACGACGGUGACAUUGGAAACUAUUACUAUGGUCAAGGCCACCCUAUGAAGCCCCACAGAAUCAGGAUGACUCACAAUCUCCUUCUGAACUAUGGCCUCUACAGAAAAAUGGAAAUCUAUCGACCCUAUAAAGCUAGUGCUGAAGAAAUGACCAAAUACCACAGCGAUGACUACAUCAAAUUUCUGCGGUCGAUUCGCCCAGACAACAUGUCUGAGUACAGCAAGCAAAUGCAGCGGUUCAAUGUUGGAGAAGACUGUCCUGUGUUUGAUGGUUUGUUUGAAUUUUGUCAGCUUUCUACAGGAGGGUCAGUUGCCAGUGCAGUGAAGCUGAACAAGCAGCAGACAGACAUUGCUGUGAACUGGGCAGGAGGCUUGCAUCACGCCAAGAAGUCUGAAGCCUCAGGCUUCUGUUAUGUCAAUGACAUCGUUCUGGCCAUCUUGGAGUUGCUAAAGUACCACCAGAGAGUGUUGUAUGUCGACAUAGACAUUCACCAUGGCGACGGUGUGGAGGAGGCCUUCUAUACUACAGACCGUGUCAUGACGGCAUCUUUCCAUAAGUAUGGCGAAUACUUCCCAGGAACGGGGGACCUGCGGGACAUUGGUGCAGGCAAAGGAAAAUAUUACGCAGUCAACUACCCCCUCCGGGAUGGGAUAGAUGAUGAGUCCUAUGAAGCCAUCUUUAAGCCGGUGAUGUCCAAAGUGAUGGAGACAUUCCAGCCUAGUGCUGUUGCAUUGCAGUGUGGCUCAGAUUCCUUAUCAGGGGACAGGCUGGGUUGCUUUAAUUUGACCAUUAAAGGUCAUGCCAAGUGUGUGGAAUUCAUCAAGAGCUUUAACUUGCCCAUGCUGAUGCUUGGAGGGGGUGGCUACACAAUCCGCAACGUGGCCAGGUGCUGGACCUAUGAGACUGCUGUGGCUUUGAAUACAGAUAUUCCAAAUGAGCUUCCAUACAACGAUUAUUUUGAAUAUUUUGGGCCGGACUUCAAGCUCCACAUCAGCCCUUCCAACAUGACCAACCAAAAUACCAAUGAAUAUCUGGAGAAGAUUAAGCAACGUCUCUUUGAGAACUUGCGAAUGCUUCCCCAUGCUCCUGGAGUCCAGAUGCAGCCAAUCCCGGAGGAUGCCGUCCCAGAGGACAGUGGAGAUGAAGAUGAAGAGGAUCCUGACAAGCGGAUUUCCAUCCGCUCAUCAGACAAGAGAAUAGCUUGUGAUGAGGAAUUCUCUGACUCUGAAGACGAAGGGGAAGGUGGGCGCAAAAACGUCGCCAAUUUCAAGAAGGCCAAACGGGCAAAAACGGAAGAAGAGGAGAAGGAGGAGGAGAAGAAAGAAGUGAAAGAGGAAGAGAAAGCAAAAGAGGACACGACAGAGCCCAAAGGCAUAAAGGAAGAGACAAAAUCGACCUAAGAAGCUGGCAGACGGGUAACCCCUCAGUCCCCUGGUUCCCUGGAUUGGCCUCUCGGGUACCUUCCCAUUCCACAAGAUUUGUAUUUUAUAUAAGUUUCUGUAGAUAUUUCUAUAUAAAUAUUUUGGGGACUUGAUGCCCAGGUGGAUUUCCUUGCUGCGAUUCCCUGGAGGUGAGGAAUCUGCUUGGUACACAGUCCUACUCGGCCCCAGGGGUACAGCUUGAGUGGAACUCUUAUUCUUGCGUUCCUGCUGCCGCCUCUUUGGGGACAUGUGUGUGUUUGUUUUUUCAUUUUUUAAAAAAACUUAAAAGUCUCCCUUUCUCCUGCACCUUCUCUUCUUUGAAACUAUGGUCUCCCCUUGGAGAAACAUAUGCUCUGGGGCUUUGGUUUUUUUUUGUCUUUUGUUGUUUUCCUUGAAUAGUUUUUUGAGGUAUGGAUACAGCCAUAAAACAUUGGGAGGCUUUUUUGGGGGGGUGGCGGGUGGCGGGUUGAAGCUUCAAGUUUCAAGCAGCACCCAUGAAAGAAUCAACUCCAUUCUGGGUAACCACAAGUUGAUGCUGCUCCUCAGCAUCCCAGAGGCACAAGUUAAUCAGUGGAAGGGUAGCUGCAGUCAGCACCUCCAAGGAACAGGGAGUCCUCUAGGGCAUGGCGGAAGUGUUUAUUAAUGUGAAGUCUCCUCAUGCUGUGGAGAGGAAUACACAUUUUCUCCACAGAGGGCAGUGCAGGAGUGAAGGUUCCUCUGUUCUGCAUCAAGCACUCCUCACUGUGAGCUUAGCACACAUGGUGCUCACUUGUCUAAUGCUAUUUUGUCCUGUCAUGGCCUUACCUUCAGAAUCUGCUCCAAAGCCUGUAGCUGGCAUGUGCAAAAACUAGCCAGUGAUUCAUAAGGACAUCUUUUUUAAAAAGGCCUCUUAAAUAUCACCAUAUUCUAGGAGAAAGUUUUUAGGGGUGGUUUUGGUUACGCACGCCAGCCAGCUUGGGUGCAAGUGGUGGGGGUGGAAUUUUUCAGUGGGUUGUGGGAUUGGAUUGGAAGGGGGAGCAUCCUUCCACAGAGCGCCACCGUAAGGGGUCAAUCCCAACGAUGCUGCUAAUUUAGCCAUGAAACUCUUGGGGGCAGAGGGUGGGGUGGGUUGGGGAGGGGAGAAAGGUUUUUAUUUUUUUAAGCCUCUGGUUUAGCUGUUUUUAGUCUCUGGGAUGCAAGAUCCAUGCAGCUCUUCGAUACUCGUAUUGGUGAAACGAAAGAUCAUUGUAUUUGUCUUUUGGGGGCAGGGCAGGGAAGAUAUAUAUAUUGUGGUGUUUUUUUAAUAAAAGAACUUUUUAUUUUCAUUUUUUUGAAGAAAAAGCUUUGUAAUAAAAUUGGUCUGUUUCUCGGUU
Lacerta agilis (Sand lizard) is the source of this 2994-nucleotide messenger RNA. It is a transcript of the gene HDAC1, whose product is annotated as histone deacetylase 1. The transcript has 14 exons. The coding region runs from base 179 to 1621 and encodes 480 amino acids. Gene Ontology annotation, molecular function: histone deacetylase activity. NCBI's taxonomy places the organism in Eukaryota, Metazoa, Chordata, Lepidosauria, Squamata, Lacertidae. The record is from RefSeq and is a predicted model, not a curated record.